UCAGAACUUUGAGCACUGUGAGGGAACGGCUUUUUGCUCUGUGUAUUUUGUGUUGCCAUUCCUUCUCUCAUGCAUUUCUCCCUAUCCCUUGUGUUGUUCUCGUUCCAGAUCAUCAAUAACCAUGAACAGCCUGUGCAGAGAUGGUUUUCUAGAUUGUGGCAUGGAUAUGUGAUCUCAGCAUGUUUUAUGGAUCACCAGUUUGGUUGGUCUCAGUUGCCUUAAAGUGCACAAAUGAGUAGUGAUUUGUAAUUGGCAAAUGUAAUUGUUCUUUCGACUGCAUUGAUGUCUUGUGCAUACACUGCUUUGAGUGUGAUGCUGGAGGACUAGUGAUCUCUUGUGCAGUGUUUCUCAGUGGUUCCCUAAUAACCCAGAAUUGGAAAUCUGAAAUUUGAGGUUGGGAUCAUAAGCAACCUCUGUGACGGUUCUCAAUUGUGCUGAAAAUUCACCUCUUUGCCAAGUGCAACUGAUUGCCAUUAUUAUCUUGCUUAGUGUUUAGUCCAAGCAAGUGUAAAUUCUUGGUGCAGUGUCAGUUAAUCACAAGUUAUACAAGCUGUGAACUGGUGGACCCAGAUCCUUGCCUGUGCUGCAGCUGUGAGGACGGACAGAAUACGGUACCAAGAAGAGAAGAGCCAUUUACUCAAGGACUGGCCGAGGAUCCUGGAGGUCUCAGGGAUUUAUGAACAUGCUUUUGAGCCAUCAGUUAUAUAGAAUUUUCACUGUUCCCUUUAUGACGUUUUACUGAUCAUCAAUGUAUUAUAUGGUUUUAGGGUUCUUGAAAUUCUUUAUUUAUUGUGUUUCAUCCAUUUUCAGGCCUGUGUAUUUGUCAUCCAUGAAACUAACCCCUCAUCAUCACAUAUAUCAUUCAACUGUAAAUAAUUUGUGCCAACUUAAUUUAGAGUUCAUCUGGUUGACUGGUCUCGUGUUUGAUUUUUCUUGCUGUUAGGUUCUUUCAACUAGUUUUCCAUGAGAUAAAAGCCAAUACGUACUAUAUUGGUCGUACCGGGCCUUUGGAGAAGGUUAGGAGUGCCCCUAACAGCACGACAUCGUGAGCCCGGUCCAAACUCCAAGAUGGCAUCCACUCCUACCACCAGCAUAUCGUCUUCUUAUGAAAAAACUGCAUCUCCCGAAUGUCGUACCAAUGUGAUCACUGAUGCUGAAAGCAAAGAGUUUUCAUCUGAUCAAUUGGACAGAAGCACGUUGUUUGUUGUUGCUCUUCAUGAAAUUGGUCAGGUUGUUUUGAAGGCUAUUUUUAGGAUGCAGUAUCUUCACAAAGAUAACAAGUCGCUGUCUGAUGAGGAUAAACCAAUUACUCUUGCAGAGUGGCUAAAGAACUGUAAUAUUACUUCACGUGAUAAACGAAAGACAAUAUUUGGGAGCAAAUUCGAAACGAAACUAAAGAACCUUAGUGGAGAUCCUACUAAAGGAAAAUUCGAUUUUGUCACAUAUCAUAAAUUCAUCACAAAAAUUAAUAAAGACUUCUAUAAAGAAAAAUACUGUGCUGAAUGCACGGAAGAAUUUGAGAAAAUUCAUUCAUUGAGAAACACUGUGUGCCAUUAUGGACCUCUGCACAAUAAUGAAAAUGAUGUCGAUAAACUUUUCGAACGAUUCAAGAAGUUACUGAAAUGUGCUUCCAAGGAUUUAGGAUACAAAAGUAAAGAUAUUGAACCUGUCAUAGAGGACAUUCAAGAAGUAAUGAAAUGUAUUAGAAAAAGCACUGACAUGCUGAAUCACCGAAAGAAAAUCAUGAUUCAGCUUGCUGAUGAUCCAUGCUUGAGUUUUCUCAGAUGUAGCCAAUACGAGCUAAGCCAAAGAAAUGAUUUAAACAGAAAAUUUUCAGUUCCCUUCUAUUGGAUUCAUGAUGUAACUAAAGAUAAUAAAGGUGGCAUUUUAGAGCCCAUCUCCAUGAAUGUAUACGCCAUUCCAUGCCUGAAACGUCAGUCAUCCAAUUUAUCUCAGUCAUCCAAUUUAUCUCCCAAAGAUAUCUUCAUGCCUAUCAAUUCUACGACCACUGACCGCCCCCAAGUGAUGCUCGUCUACGGCAAUGGAGGCUGCGGCAAAACUACACUUAGCUAUCACAUUUUCUCGGAGUGGCACAAUAAAAGCAGGAAAUCUACUCAAGAAUUGCUGUACUACGGACUAGAUUCCUUUGAUCUCGUCGUCUUGGUGGAGAUGCGGGCUACUCGAUAUGAUGCAAAUCGGGAAUGCAAGUCACUCAUGCAGUUUCUUGAUAAAAUUUUCCUGCCUAAUUCUGUAAAUUCUACUCACGCUGGCAAAAAAGUUUGCAAAAAUGUGCCAGAAUACCUUCUUAGUCUGAAAACACUCUACAUCAUUGAUGGCUUUGAUGAAAAAAAUAGCGAAAAUGUGGAGCUUGUGCGAGACAUAGCUACAUUUAUGAAAUCAAGAUCAAACCAUGUCAUAUUGACCACACGUCCCGAGUUUUUGUGUGAUGCCCAAAAAAUUUUCCGAGACCACACUUCAGAAGCAAAUAUUUCUGAAAUUCAAAUGAUUGGAUUUGAUGAAGAAGGUCGUGAAGAUUUUUCUGCUCAGUUUUUUGCUUCCCCGGAUGUUAACAAAUCUAAUUCGCACAAAAAAACUGCUAAAGAAUUUUGUGAAUUUAUGAAUCAACGAACAGAAAUUUUGAAUGAGUAUUUGAACUUUCCCUUGACUGUGGCUUUGCUAAUUCUCUUGUUUCUGAAGUGUGACGCGUCCAUAUUGAAUGCAAUCUGCUCAGGUACUAAGCUCUACUUGGAGCUCUUCAAUAUGUUGACUAGUAAGCUGGUGAAAGCUCGAAAACAUUCAGCUACUCACAAUGCUCAGAUCAGAGAACGUGACGUUGCUGUUGUUCUCGAUGAACUUGCUCAUAUUGCCAAGAACUCUCUUUUCUCUUCGUCUUUCAGGAUUGAAAUUAAUAACGCAGAGAGUGGAGAUCUCAGCCGGGCAUGUGAAAAAAGACAAAUAGUUCCGGUUGAGUUUUUCUCAGCUUUCUUGCUAUACUACAGUCCUGAGACAAGCAAAGAUGAUCACCGUCGCCGCCCUCCGGCCACGAAGGUUGAGACCUUCUCUUUCUUCCAUCGCACUGAAAUGGAAUUUUUAGCUGGGAAAUUCUUGGCAAGCGAAUUAGCGUCGGAGCCAUUAUCUUGUCAAGCUCCUGGAAAACCGUUAACAGUGGAAGAAUUGGUUGACGAAGUUCGUAAAACGGACCAUAAACUUCCAUACUCGGGUGUUCUACCGUUUCUGGUUGGCUGCUUGGCUGUUGAAAGGAAACUGGAUAAACAUUCUUCUGGUAUUGCUGAUAUUGUGAGAAUAAUGAACUUUUCAAGUAAUGACUUCAACUUAUAUUCAAAGCUGGUCAUUGAAAGCCACACACGCAAAGGCAGUGAAAAAAACAAUUUUGUUGAUAAUUGUGAGAGGCUUUUCUGUACUCAAGUUGCCAACCUAAUGCCUCAGACAGAAUGGCAUUUGAGUGCCGAUACUGUGCUGGCUGGUUUGCGACUUCUGAAGCACUGCUUCAAUGUAAGUCUACAGGACUUGACCAUUGAUUUACAAAUGGACGUUAACCCCGACAAUGCCAACGACCACCUAAGCUCCUUACAAACCAGCCUGUCACAAGUGGGGUUGGCACUAAGACAACGCAAGAGGAACAAAAUAAGUAUGUGUUUUCAUCUCCAGAAUCACUACGAAAAUGAUGGAGGUAAAUCUGAGAAAUACUUGGCCGCUCUUGAUGGAUGGGCGAACCUCGUUAAGUUUACUGGAGCCAUUAACAGCGAAGGUGUGAAGCAUCUAUCUAAUUUCAAGAAUUUGAAGUUUUUGAAUCUUAGAAUAUCAACGAGUAAAGACUUCAAUGAAUUCAUCAAGCACUGUUAUAUGCCGGCACAACAUCUGAAGCAACUUCAGCUGGUGCUUGCUUUUCCUACUUCCACAGAGCCGUCGGAUCUGGAAAAGUUUGAGAGAAAUACCUCACCUUCCAAGGGGAAAAAUAGACGGCAUGCAUCCACACACACGGAAGUUCAUUUGCGUUUUUACCGCAUCAAGCGUGCAUCCUUGCCUUGGGCUCUCAACAUCAUUGAACAUUUAUGGACUGAGAGUUUGGGCCGCUUUGACCGCAUCACGUUUCGAAGUGUGGACUUCGACCGCUCAAAGGACCCGCAGAUCAUCCGGGCCAAGUUGAAAAAUUUGGUCUUUGAUAAAGUAACGGUGAUCGCCAAGGCGCCGAGCACUGGACGAAGGGGGCCUGAACUCCUCUCAGGAAGGACGGAUAACACGUUUAUGUUUGAGUGGGAUGACAGCUAGACUGAAGCUUGGUUAAAGCAGGUUGCAGAGUAGGGGACGGAUAACACGUUUAUGUUUGAGUGGGAUGACAGCUAGACUAAAGCUUGGUUAAAGCAGGUUGCAGAGUAGGAUGUUCUCUUUGUUCAAACCGAAAGCCAUAAAUUCUACUAUGUACUGUACAGUGAGAUGUUUGCUUUGAGUCAUCUUUUUAUAAGUUAUUUCUUAUUUGAGUUAGAUAUUAAUUUGUGUAAAUAUCUGUUCUGCAUUUAAUUUGGUAGGAUGUGCGUGUUGAACAUGAGAUUUAUGCUACUUAUAUGAAUAAUUUGCAUAGUGCACCUGCCACCAAAAAAUGCAUUUUCC
Hyalella azteca is the source of this 4629-nucleotide messenger RNA. RefSeq lists its product as uncharacterized. The transcript is spliced from 2 exons. NCBI's taxonomy places the organism in Eukaryota, Metazoa, Arthropoda, Malacostraca, Amphipoda, Hyalellidae. Bases 1069 to 4290 code for a protein of 1073 amino acids. The record is from RefSeq and is a predicted model, not a curated record.